Molecule: messenger RNA, 531 nt
Organism: Nakaseomyces glabratus
Lineage: Eukaryota; Fungi; Ascomycota; Saccharomycetes; Saccharomycetales; Saccharomycetaceae
Gene: DDP1
Product: polyphosphatase DDP1
Biological process (GO): diadenosine pentaphosphate catabolic process; adenosine 5'-(hexahydrogen pentaphosphate) catabolic process; diphosphoinositol polyphosphate metabolic process
Cellular component (GO): nucleus; cytoplasm
Molecular function (GO): endopolyphosphatase activity; diphosphoinositol-polyphosphate diphosphatase activity; bis(5'-adenosyl)-hexaphosphatase activity
Source: RefSeq, a predicted model, not a curated record
AUGUCUCUGUCAAUGGAGGCCAGAAGCGGUCGUGCUAACCAGGUCUAUGGUGAAGAUGGUGCUAGGCUGGUUGCGGGCUGUGUGUGUUUGACGAGUGAUAGACAUCAUGUUCUUAUGAUCAGCUCUUCUGCCAACAGAAAUAAGUGGAUACUUCCUAAAGGUGGUAUUGAAACUGAUGAGCCAGACUAUAAACAGACUGCGAUCCGUGAAACCUGGGAAGAAGCAGGGUGUACCGGGGAGAUAGUUUCCUCGCUGGGUGUAGUAAAGGAUAUGAGACCACCAAAGGCUAAGACGAUGGACAGAGCUACUUUUGAAAGGGCGAAGAGCGAUGCCGAAGUGAACAAGAAUCCGCCUAGGUCGGAAUUUCAUUUCUAUGAAUUGAUAAUAGGAAAACUAGAGGACAAUUUUCCAGAGAUGCAUAAACGAGAUCGCAAGCUGUUUACAUACCGUGAGGCUAAACAGAAUCUAGUAGAGGCAAAGAGACCAGAACUCCUGGAGGCUCUCACAAGGUCUAGCAUCAUCAAGGAUUAA